AUGGCCGGAGCUAAAAAAUCCACGAAGAAGUUCGAGAAGAAGCACCUUGGUGAUGUUCUCGAACGACGCAGAGCGAACCAGAAGGUGAAGCAGCGACACCACAUGAACGACAAGCGCAAGGAAAAGAAUGCUGCGAAACAACAGGCCGAAGGCGAGAAGGCAGAGAAGAGCCCCGAGGAAUUGAAGAAGCAAAAUGCAUUCGCUGAGAUGAAUGUCGACGAUUUCUUCGCGGGUGGCUUCGAUAUUCCCGAGGAGACCACGAAAGGAAAGAAAGCCAGCAAGAAGGACACCACCCCCAAGAUCGGCAAGCGCAAGCGUACAGAGGAUAAGGCACAAGAGGGCGAAACCUCUGAUGCCGAGGGUGACGAUGAUGCCAGCGACGUUGAUGCCUACGACGAGCACAAGGAUCAAUUGGAGUCAUUGAAGCAAAAGGAUCCCGAGUUCUACAAGUACCUGAAGGAGAACGAUGCCGAACUCCUGGACUUCGGCGAACAAGGUGACCUCUCAGAAGUCGACGCCCUGAGUGAAAGCGAAGCACCCGAGGACGAUGAGCCCGCCAAGAAGAAAAAGAAGAAGUCCAAGAAGGCUGAGGAGCAAGAGGAGGAGACCGCCGCCGACGACACCCUGACGAUCCCCAUGGUCAAGAAAUGGCAGGCGUUGAUGGAGGAGCAGAACUCGAUCCGCGCUAUGCGCCAGGUUGUGCUCGCUUUCCGUGCGGCCGCCUAUGUCAACGACCCCGACGCCCCCGACCAGAAAUACACCAUCUCCGACAAGAACGUGUACCACCAGGUCCUUGUCACGGCACUCACCUAUGUUCCCAAGGUCCUGGCCCACCACCUUCCUGUCAAGGAGAGCGCAUCUGGAAAGAUCAGAGUUUCAUUGGACUCAAAGAAAUUCAAGACACUUACACCUUUGAUCAAAUCGCACACCUCUUCGGUUCACCAGCUCUUGAUCAACCUGACCGAUGCCUCAACACUUAAGAUGACUCUCGCGUCAAUUGAGCCCAUGCUGCCCUAUCUCCUCCAGUUCCGCAAGGUGCUGAAGACCCUCGUCAAGAUUGUUGUCGGAAUCUGGGCUGAUGUUGCCACCGCCGACGCAACCCGUAUCACUGGGUUCUUGCUCCUGCGCCGCCUCAUGGUUCUCGGAGAUGCCGGAAUUAAGGAAACUGUCCUCAAGGCCACUUACGAGGGUGUCGUCAAGGGAAGCCGCAACAUCACUGUGCACACGCUCGCAGGUGUCAACCUGAUGAAGAACUCCGCUGCCGAGAUCUGGGGCAUUGACCAAAACGUCGCAUACACCGCAGGUUUCUCUUUCAUCCGCCAGCUGGCAAUGCACUUGCGCAAGAGCAUCACCAACACCACUAAAGAUUCUUACAAGACUAUCUACAACUGGCAGUAUGUGCACUCGCUGGACUUCUGGUCCCGAGUUCUCUCACAGCACUGCGAUGGUCUCGUGGAAGCCCAAGCCGGCAAGGAAUCUGCCCUGCGUCCCCUUAUCUACCCUGUCGUGCAGAUCACUCUGGGUGCUAUGCGCCUCAUCCCAACUGCCACCUACUUCCCCUUGCGCUUCCAGUUGACGCGCUCCCUGCUCCGUAUCUCCCGUGCUACCGGCACCUACAUUCCGCUCUCAUCCUCCCUCCUCGAGGUCCUGACCUCCGCAGAGAUGCGCAAGCACCCCAAGUCCAGCACCCUCCGCCCCCUGGACUUCAACACAUCUAUCCGUGCGCCGAAAUCGUACAUGCGUUCGCGCACCUACCAGGACGGUGUUGGUGAGCAAGUCGCCGAGCUCCUCUCUGAGUUCUUCGUCCUGUGGUCCAAGCACAUUGCGUUCCCGGAACUGUCCGUUCCUGUCGUUGUCUCUCUCAAGCGCUGGCUGAAGCAGGUCUCUGCCCGCAGCGGUGGAAACAAGAACGCCAAGAUCAACCAGAUGAUCCUCCUGCUUGUGCAGAAGGUUGAGGCUAAUGCCCGCUGGAUCGAAGAGCGCCGCUUGAAUGUCUCUUACGCUCCUCGUCACCGUUCUGAGGUUGAGUCUUUCCUCAAGGACGUUGACUGGGAGACCACACCUGUUGGUGCCUUUGUCAAGACACAACGUAAACUUCGCGAGGAGCGUGCUGCUGUUCUUGAAGAGGGUCGCAUCGAGGAAGAGAAGCGGAGAGCCGAGGCCAAGAAGAAUGGUGUUGAGGAUGAGGGCAAGGGUGGUGGUGAGUUCGGUGGUGACGAAAGCAGCUCAGGCGAAGAAGAAAUUGAGAGCGAAGAGGAGAUUGAGGAAGAAGAUGAAGAAGAGGACGAGGAUGAAGACGAGAUGGAGAUGGAGUAG
Messenger RNA from Penicillium salamii, 2316 nucleotides. The record is from the annotation of a GenBank genome assembly. NCBI's taxonomy places the organism in Eukaryota, Fungi, Ascomycota, Eurotiomycetes, Eurotiales, Aspergillaceae.